Messenger RNA from Punica granatum (pomegranate), 2529 nucleotides. The record is from RefSeq and is a predicted model, not a curated record. Lineage: Eukaryota; Viridiplantae; Streptophyta; Magnoliopsida; Myrtales; Lythraceae.
UCCCAUGUUCAUCCGGGGCGCCGUGAAUGAAUAAUUUUUAUUUUUUUUAAAGGGAUUUUUGGAAGGGGAAACGGAGGGUGAGGUGAUGUAUAGGUUGUGUACUGGUGAAGAAGCUGAAGCUGCCGGAAUGGAUGAAUGAAGGGGGGAAGAGGGAGACGAUGAUUCCACGGACGGUUAAAGAGGGAAAGCUCUCUCCUCUUUGAUGCCCAAAAUUAAAAAGACAGAAUACAGCAUCAGACGCAAUUUCUAUUUCUAUUUCCUAUUUCCUCUUCUCUUGCAUUAUUAGGCUCUCUUCCUCCCCCAUUUUAACUCUCUCUCUCUCUCUCUCUCUCUCUCUCUCUCUCUCCCUUUCUUCUCUCUCUGUCCAUGGCGUCUACAAUUUGCCAAAUUGUUCACAACCCAGGAAAACAAACGGAGAGCAUGAGAGGUUUCUGAUCUCCCCAUCUCCGACUGUGUGGUGUUGCUGUUGUUUCCUCUGUCAUGCUGAAUCAAUCGGUUCUGUCUUUCGAUUUUGAUGGGUUGAUGGUGUAAAUUUGAGAUUUUUAGCAUGUUGCUGGUGAGAAAUUCGGGAACUUUGAAGGUCCUGUUCCAGCACUUGGUGGUUGUUCUCUGACUUGAUAUAGCUCUUAAUCGGUUAAUGAUAACAAGAAGGAACAUUGGCGGAUCUAGAUAUUAUUCAGUAUGGACCAAAGGAAUAUGCCUUUUAACAGGCAAUGUAUCGAUGAAAUGGAAAUAGAUGGCCCGAGCUAUGUCCCUCAAGAACCUCGUGUCUUGUUUGGGUCCACAACAAAUGUUCAUCACCCCAACGUACCAUUUGGGAAUGCCAGUAGCAGCGUUGAUCUUCAUCACUUACCUGACCAUUAUGACAAUCCUGUGCCUUAUGGGAUGAACCAUUACAACACUUUUCACCCUCCUGCAAAUUUUGAUUUGGGCGCUUCUUCUGUUCCUAGGAUGCCCCCUGUUCCCGUAAAUUAUGGUUCCAGUUCUCAAAUCUCUUCAUAUGGGAACUAUUUAGUACAUGGAGGAACAUAUCAGGAUUAUGGAAGGAACCACUUUAUGGAUGGUGUUGGAUGCUCUUACAAGAGGAAGACUGUUGAGAGCUUGCCCGAGAAUAAUUAUCCUUACUCUAGUGCCUCUACAAGCACCAGCUCAUCUGUCAUGGGUCCCAUGGAGACAAGACAUCCAAGUGAAGUGGGGUUGAGGGAUGCUGUCACAUCUUACACGCUUCCUCGUUAUGGGGAGGGUGAACGUUCCAUUGCUUUGGAGGAGAGUUCCAGUAGAAGUGUGAGAAAUAGAUCGGCUGUUUCUGGCAUAAAUUCUGCUCAUACACAUAAUUAUGGUAAUCCGUUAUCCCAGGGAACUUAUAGUAGUGGCCAGUCUUUUCAGCAAGGGGGUCCAUUUUGGCUUGACCAACCAUCAAGCAGUAAUUCUAUUGAGGGAGGUGCCCUAGGUUGGAGUCCUCCUCCACUGGUUAUGCCCUUCAUGAAUGCAAGCAAUGUCAAUGGAGUUCCCAUGGAAGUUGGGAACCAGGGUGUUCAGGGACCUCUCGAGGCUAAUGGGAGUAGAAGUUCGACCAAUUUCCUCCAUUUCCCUUACUUCAACCCUCAGCAUUACAAUCUUCCUUAUCCCUCACAUCCUGUACAUGGGAUCAGGGGGGGGAAUGGUAAUCUGGCAUUCCACCCACAAGCUCCGGUAUCAUUUCACAGAGCUCCAUCUCGCAGUGUCUCUCAUCCAGGCCCAUUUGAGCCAACUAGGAUGCAGUGGCCUUACAGUGCUGGCAUAGUUCCUGAGAGGCACCACAACGGACCCCACUUUAGAGUUUCGGCUGUUGAUGAACAUGCAAUAAUAGAUUAUGGUGAGGCUUAUGGUGUAGGGAACUACGAUCAUCAUAGGGAUUUGCGUUUGGAUAUAGAGGAUAUGUCCUACGAGGAACUCCUUGCUCUUGGAGAGUUGAUCGGUAGUGUAAAUACUGGGCUACCCGAAGAAACAAUCACAAGUCAGCUGAAGACGAGAACUUGGGCUUCUAUGGUAUCUAUCAACUUGGAAGAAUUGCCGUGUGAGGAUCAGGAAGCAGCUUCUUGCAUCAUAUGCCAGGAUGCCUAUGAGGACCGAGACAAGAUAGGAACGCUCGACUGCGGGCAUGAGUACCAUGCCGAUUGCUUGAAGAAGUGGCUUUUGGUGAAGAAUGUUUGCCCGAUUUGCAAAUCUGAAGCCUUGCCGGGAAACUGGAAGGAUCUAUAAUGCAAGACUUCCAACAUUAAGUCUCCUCCCCACCAAAAGAACUCUCUUUUUCUUUCUCCCUCUCCUUUUGUGCUUAAUGGGAGGAGAAGAUAAAACUAUACUCUGUUUCUGGGAUUGUAAUGUAAAAAAUUCUGUACUUGUAGAUAUACAUAAUCUGCUAACUAUUCAUUUGUUGGCUUCCAUAAGCUUGGAACCAAUUUGCCAUGUCCAAUGGCUGACUUUGUACAGACGGCUUUUAUAAUGUCUGUUAGUCAUGUUGAUCAACCUGGGAUUUAUCUUUCAUUUUCA